Messenger RNA from Camelina sativa (false flax), 1241 nucleotides. Lineage: Eukaryota; Viridiplantae; Streptophyta; Magnoliopsida; Brassicales; Brassicaceae. The record is from RefSeq and is a predicted model, not a curated record.
AAAAAAGUCUCUUGGCUUUGUUUGCGUACGUCAAUUUGUAGAAGCAAUCUCGCUUUUUACCCUUAUUCUCUGCAUCAUCAUCAUUCAAGCUCGGAGCUCUCUCUCUCUCGCUCUAUCCUCCGCCGGCGAUCUCCUCCCGCUUAAUCUCACCGAUUCAGAUGGGGAAGAUCAAGAAAGUGAAUCACAGUGCUCACAUUGCUACUCCUUAUCCAUCACCAUGUUGCAAGGAAGAAUGGGCUGGCUCAACCUGCCCAGUUUGUUUGGAGUCUCCACACAAUGCGGUUCUUCUCCUCUGUUCUUCCUAUCACAAAGGUUGCCGUCCUUACAUGUGUGCAACUAGCACCCGUUUUGCCAACUGCCUUGACCAAUACAGGAAAUCGUACAGUAACGAAAGCUCAGGACAACCAGAGCUUCUGUGUCCACUGUGUAGAGGUCAAGUGAAAGGUUGGACUGUUGUGAAAGACGCUCGGAUGCAUUUCAACUCCAAGAGAAGGACCUGUAUGCAGGAUAACUGUUCGUUUGUAGGAAACUUCCGGAAGCUCAAGAAACAUAUGAAGGAAAAACACCCACAUGCUUGCCCGAGAGCCAUUGACCCAGCUUUAGAAACCAAAUGGAAGAGGCUUGAGAGGGAAAGAGACAGAAGAGAUGUGAUUAGCACGAUAAUGUCGUCGACUCCAGGUGCUGUUGUGUUGGGAGAUUAUGUGAUAGAGCCGCAUAACCGAGCUGUCUAUGAUGAAGAAGACGAAGAAGAAGAUUACAGCUCAGAUGAUUCUCUGAGCAACGGGAUAUUGGAUCUAGAUUCAACAUGGCAAGGACAAAGCCAUCACAUUCGGUUUGUGGAUCUGGAAUCAAGCGACUUUGCAUCCUCUUCCAGCUCCCCUGCUUCUCCUAGCCGUUCCCUUCGCCGUUUGCUCUUUCCAAGGAACCAGAGAGGCAGGCAAUAGAGGUCGGUAACUCUUAAUUUAACCGAAGCAAAUCCCACUGCAUAUUUCUCAAACUCUCUCCACGGUUACAUUUGACUUAAAAAUUGCAGGAGCAGUAUAAAAAGGCUAACAUAACUAGCCAAAGUAGCCAUACACAGGGAAUUGAAAAGAAAAAAAAAACACGCAGUCGUCCCUUUCUUUUAUUUAUUUUCAUGUAAAUUAUGUAUUCUGUGUAAUUGUAUCAUUGUUUCUGCAUUGUUGUACUCUCUACUGUGGCAUGUUCUCUUAUGCCUCUUUUCAAAUUUCUCAUUUUUUUUU